Messenger RNA from Loxodonta africana (African savanna elephant), 6251 nucleotides. RefSeq names its product neural precursor cell expressed, developmentally down-regulated 9 (gene NEDD9). Lineage: Eukaryota; Metazoa; Chordata; Mammalia; Proboscidea; Elephantidae. Bases 1870 to 4353 code for a protein of 827 amino acids. The transcript is spliced from 10 exons. The record is from RefSeq and is a predicted model, not a curated record. Gene Ontology annotation, molecular function: protein binding. Gene Ontology annotation, biological process: cell migration; cell surface receptor protein tyrosine kinase signaling pathway. Gene Ontology annotation, cellular component: plasma membrane; cytoplasm.
GGAAGCAUAGCCUUGCAGCAGGGCUCAGCCGGCCCCACCUGCCUGCCUGUCCAGAGAGGGGGCAGGAACGCCAGGAAGACAAGAUGGCGCACCACCUGUGCUCCCACUCUGGGAAGAAAUGAAACUUUGAGGAAAUAAUGCUUUCUGCUCCUCCAUCAGAAGGAGAAGGUCAAAGAAGUUAAGGUUUCCGUGACUUUGGCUUCGACGAUGGACAGUGGACAUAUCCAACAGCGAGCAUUUGUGGCGAGAGCCCACUCAGUCUAACCAGAGAAAGCCCUGCGUUGAAACAGGGUCAUUGACCGCAGUCGGUUGAGAAGAGUCUUUUAGUUGCAAACAGAAGUUUUGCAAGGAAAGAAUUUUAAGUUAAAAGAAACUGCAUCGUCAAUGGAGUUUGCCUUCUGGUCAUAAAACAUGAUGAAACAGAGAAAGAAUAGUUUAUUUCAACGUUAGUGUAGUUAGUUGUCCGCAGAUCUCUCUCUUCCGGUAAAUGAAGCUUUUUGCAAAUGUCUUCGUUCUCUCUGUCCUCCAUAGUGUAGCACAGAAUUGACACAUGGUGACUGUCUUUGUUAUCUAGUGCUGCUUUAACAGAAAUACCACAAGUAAAUGGCUUCAAUAGGACAAAGUAGAACUGCCCCAUAGAGUUUCCAAGGAGCGCCUGGCAGAUUUGAACUGCUGACACUUUGGUUAGCAGCCAUUGCACUUAACCACUAUGCCACCAGGGUUUCCUUCUCACAGUCUAGGAGGCUGAAGUCCAAAUUUAGGGCGUCAGCUCCAGGGGAAGGCUUUCUCUCUGUUGGCUCUGGAGGAAGGUCCUUGUCAUCAAUUUUCCCCCGGACUAGGAGCUUCUCAGAGCAGGGACCCCAGGUCCAAAGAACACACUCUGCUCCUGGCCCUACUUUCUUGAUGGUAUAAGGUCCCCCUGUCUCUCUGUUUGCUUCUCUCUUUUACAUCUCAAAAGAAAUUGACUCAAACAAAACUUAUUCUUAUAGAUGGAGUCCUGCCUUAUUAACAUAACUGCCUCUAAUCCUGCUUCAUUAACAUCACAGAGAUAGGAUUUAUAACACAUAGGAAAAUCACAUCAGAUGACAAAAUGAUGGACAAUCAUAAAAUAUUGGGAAUCAUGGCCUAGCCAAGCUGACAAACAUUUUUGGAGGACACAAUUCAAUCCAUAACAGUGAUUGUUCAAUAAAUGUCUGUCCAUUAACAUUCAGGGGGACACUGGGGUUCACUGGUAGAGUUCUUGCCUUCCACGUAGGAGAACCGCCUCGGAUUCCCGGCCAGUGCACCUCAUACGCAGCCACCACCCAUCUGUCAGUGGAGGCGUGUGUGUUGCUAUGAUGCUGAACAGGUUCCAACGAAGCUUCCAAACUAAAACAGACUAGGAAGAAAAGCCUGGUGAUCUACUUUUGAAAAUCAGCCAACGAAAACCCUAUGAAUCACAACAGUCUGAUCCAAAACCUAUCAUGGAGACUGGGCAGCAUUUUGUUUCCUUGUCCAUGGGGUCACCAUGCGUCGGUGGUCACUUUCAUUCGGAGGCCGGCCUGAUGACAGCCAACAACAACAUUAACAUCGAAUUCCUAAUACAUUUCCAUCUAAGAAAAGAGAUUCACCUUCGGGAUGGUGGUUUAUGACAUACCCUGUGAGCAGGUGGGCACUUCCGGGAUGACUAUCAUGAGCACAGCGCUAAACUUGGACACCUAGGUUCCGGAAGCUGUAAUUUCCAUGAUGUCAUAUAUGGGAUGAGGACAUUCUGUAAGUGGAACUAUGAAAAGAGAGAACUUCGGCAGCAGACGAAAACACUGAAAUUCUCCUUUUCAAGACCCAGAGUUCCAACGUUCCCUGGCUUAGCAGAGAGAAGAACCUGGGAAAAUGUGGACAAAUAAUCUUAUGGCAAGGGCCUUAUAUGACAAUGUCCCAGAAUGUGCUGAGGAGUUGGCCUUUCGCAAGGGAGACAUCCUGACCGUGAUAGAGCAGAACACGGGAGGACUGGAAGGAUGGUGGCUCUGCUCCUUGCAUGGGCGGCAAGGCAUCGUCCCAGGCAACCGCGUGAAGCUUCUGAUUGGUCCCAUGCAGGAGAUCCCUGCUGGUCAGGACCAGCCUCCUUCUGGACUGAUGCACCAGACCUUUGGCCAACAGAAGCUCUAUCAAGUGCCAAACCCACAGGCUGCUCCUCGGGAUACCAUCUACCAAGUACCACCUUCCUAUCAAAACCAAGGAAUUUACCAAGUCCCUACUGGCCAUGGUACUCAGGAAAAAGAUGUGUAUCAAGUGCCACCAUCAGUACAGAGGAGCAUUGGGGGAACCAAUGGUCCCAACUUAAGUAAAAAGGUGAUAACCCCAGUGAGGAGAGACCAUGGCUACGUGUACGAGUACCCGUCCCCAUCCAGAUUCCCAAAGGACACCUAUGACAUCCCUCCCUCUCAUACCGCUCAGGGGGUGUACGACAUCCCUCCCUCGUCGGCGAAAGGCCCUGUGUUUCCCGUUCCUGUGGGAGAGAUAAAACCUCAAGGGGUAUAUGACAUCCCUCCUAGCACGGGGAUGUAUGCCAUUCCACCUUCUGCUUGUCGAGAUGAAGUAGGGCUUAGAGGAAAGGAGUAUGAUUUCCCCUCUCCGAUGAGACAAGCUGGAAGACCAGAUGUCAGACAAGAGGGCGUUUAUGACAUCCCUCCAGCCAGCACCAAGCCAGUGGUGAAGAACCUUAGCGUAAAAUACAACUGUGAUGUCCCAGGAGCUGCUGAGCUGGUGUCCUGCAGGCAGCAGACCAUGUCCCUGAAUCACGUACCAUCACCACUGGGGCCACCAGUGAGCACUCAGGAUGAUGCAUAUGACAUCCCCCGAGGAGUUCAUUUUCUGGAACCACCAGCAGAAACCAGUGAGAAAGCAAGUCCCGAAGUAAAAGAUGGUGUUUACGAUGUUCCUCUGCAUAACCCGCCAGACACUAAAGGGUCUCAGGACGUGGUAGAUGGAAUCAACCGGUUAUCAUUCUCCAGUACAGGCAGUACAAGGAGUAACAUGUCCACAUCUUCCACCACUUCCAAGGAGUCCUCAUUGUCAGCCUCCCCAUCUCAGGACAAAAAACUUCUCCUGGAUCCAGACACGGCCAUCGAGAGGCUCCACCAGCUCCAGCAAACUCUGGAGACAGGUGUCUCCAGCCUCAUGGCAUUGGUCACCACAGACUGGCGGUGUUAUGGGUACAUGGAGAGACACAUCAAUGAGAUACGCACAGUAGUGGACAAAGUGGAGCUGUCCCUCAGGGAAUACCUCCUUUUUGCCAAGGGAGCUCUAGCCAAUGCCUCCUGCCUUCCAGAACUCAUCCUCCACAACAAAAUGAAGCGGGAGCUCCAGAGAGUCGAAGACUCUCAUCAAAUCCUAAGCCAAACCAGCCAUGACUUAAAUGAGUGCAGCUGGUCCCUGAAUAUCCUGGCAGUCAACAAGCCCCAAAACAAAUGGGAUGAUCUGGACAGGUUUGUGAUGGUGGCAAAGACAGUACCUGAUGAUGCCAAGCAACUCACCAUGACCAUUAACACCAAUGCGGAGGCCCUCUUCAAAGCAGGCCCUGGCGGCUUACAUCUGAAGAAUGGGCCCGAGAGCAUCCUGAACUCAACUGAGUACCCACAUGGUGGCUCCCACAAGGCCCAGCCCCACAACAAGACUUUGCCCCCAAGCCUGGGCAAGGACCAGCCCCCUGACUGCAGCAGCAGUGACGGCUCUGAGAGGAGCUGGAUGGAUGAUUAUGAUUAUGUCCACCUACAGGGCAAGGAGGAGUUUGAGAGGCAGCAGAAAGAGCUAUUGGAAAAAGAAAAUAUCAUCAAACAGAACAAGAUGCAGCUGGAACAUCACCAGCUAAGUCAGUUCCAGCUGUUGGAACAAGAAAUCACAAAGCCCGUGGAGAAUGACAUCUCAAAGUGGAAGCCUUCUCAGAGCCUCCCAACCACAAGCAACAGCGUGGGUGCUCAGGAUAGGCAGUUGCUCUGUUUCUACUAUGACCAGUGUGAGACCCAUUACAUUUCCCUCCUCAACGCCAUCGAUGCUCUCUUCAGUUGCGUCAGCUCAGCCCAGCCCCCGCGGAUCUUUGUGGCACACAGCAAGUUUGUCAUCCUAAGUGCACACAAACUGGUGUUCAUUGGAGACACGCUGACAAGGCAGCUCGCUGCCCAAGACAUUCGCAAUAAAGUGAUGAACUCCAGCAACCAGCUAUGCGAACAGCUCAAGACUAUAGUUAUGGCAACUAAGAUGGCCGCCCUCCACUAUCCCAGCACCACCGCCCUGCAGGAAAUGGUACAUCAAGUGACAGACCUGUCCAGAAAUGCUCAGCUGUUCAAGCGCUCUUUGCUGGAGAUGGCAACGUUCUGAGGAGGAAAGGGGGACUGAGUGGGUUCUAAGGAAAACUGGAAAUACUAUCUGGUUUUUGUAAAUGCUAUCUACUUUUGUAGAUAUUUUAUAUGAAAUAUUUUAAAUACGUUUUAUGGAUUAGACAACAUUCAGGAAUUCAGGGAGCUGGAGAUGGAAAAUUGUUUUGUUUUUGUUUUUUUUGCUCUUUGAUUCUUAUGUACACAUAUACGUAUCUAAAAUAUAAACUAUACAGAAACUUGUCCAUUUGCUUGUGUAUGCCUGUGUAUUCAUGUUCGUUUGUAGAUGUUUUGUCUGAUACAUUCCAUUAAAAAACAUGAGUUGAAAAGCACCUUAGUAAGCACCUCCAAAUGCUGCAUAUUUUUUAGAAAGCAUACCAGCUGGUUGUGAUAGCGUUAGACAUACACUUGCGGUUAUCCUGAACUGGUCACUCCCAAGUCUCGGAAGCAGAGAAUACGUGCAAGUGUUUGUCUCCCAAUUAAUGAGGCGUGACAUAACUUGUUUUGUCUUGAAGCCCCUUCCAAAAUUGACCAUUUUGAACACGUUAUGGCAAGAUGUCCCCACUUCCGAUUGGAAAAGCCCUCAGUGAGUUACAAAAAGUCUUUGUCGACAUAAGAUCUGAUACGUUAGGUGUUGGAGAGAGGAGAAGCACGUGUACUUCAAGGCCAUGUCCACAGUAGGGGCUGAGAUGUUUCAGCACUGAGAAAAGCCACAAGAAAAUGAGAGCAUGUGCUUCCCCGUGGCUAUUUGAUCAUCUGUAUCUGUGAGUGAGUGAUUCAGCCAUGAGGUUUUCCAAAGGAUGUUUUUAGAUUUCCAAAAACCAUAUUAUUUGUAGCAGGAAUUUAUAAAGACAUAUCAGAUUAUGACCGUCCACCAAAAAGGAGGAAUGGCUCCAUCUGCCAAUUGUAGAUGCCUUUCUGACUCUCAACAUUCACUCAGGUGCUACAACUCCCAUAACCUGAGGGAAACUGGCCAGUUCUUUGGUCAUCUGAACUUUAGAGCCACCGGACCACAUUCUACUCUCUAAAGAGAGUUCAUUGCUUGAUCUCUCACCUUCCUCAACACUCAUAUUGCAGACCCUACACCCAGAGCAGCUAUAUAGAGUCCUUUUGACCUUACAACUCUGUCUGGCCAGUGACCUUGCAUAUACAGUCCCCUCCCCCAGUCUCACAGCUAGGUCAUAACGUCUGUUCCAUAAUCCAUCUCCUCACCCAGUCAAUGUGGACACAGCAAAGACACACCACAAAUCAUCACAUUCAUCAUGGUGGGGACGCGGAUGAAAUACUUCCUACCUGAUGGGUAAAUGUGCUCAUGUAUUACCAAGUUAAGAAGCAUGUUAUCUACAGUAUUUCAGUCCAGUUCUUAUUUAAUGGUUUUAUUCUAGCCUAUUAGAAAACAUGUUCUUAUAUGGCAACGUAUGCUUUGACUGAAUUAAUCUUGCUUCUUUUGAACAACCAAGAUGUUGGAACACGGAAGGAUAUAACAAGGAACAAUCUCGAUGUGAUUAAAAAAAAAAAAUCAGUGGAACUUAUCAUAGAAGGUGCUUUUCAAAACAACUGCUAUCGUAAUUCCCAAAGUUUUGCUUUGUCAAAAGUAAAAAGUUGUAUUGUUCUCUGACAAGCAAGCGUGUGGGACAGAAGGGGGUUGCUGAAAAUCAACAAGACUUGAAAAAGAUGUCCUUAUAAAUUUUAUUGUGCAGUGUGUAUUUCUGAGGAGAUGAUGGACUCGUUCUAAGCUAAGUGGUGACAUUUCAAGUUUUCAGAACCAAAAUGUUCAAUCUGUAUUACUCUCUUUGCCAUCUUGUAUGUAAAGGCUAUUUUUAAAUGAUUAAAAUUUUAGAUCUCUGUUUUUAUAGCUGCUGGGUUUUCUUUUCCGUAUUUCUCUGUCACAGAAAUCAAUAU